GGUGCAUGACUGACGGGCAGUCUGGAUUCCUGUGCGAAGAGGGAGCGUGUCUUGUAGCAUCAGCAAAAUGCGAUGGAUUCCUGGACUGCUUGAACGGAGAAGACGAGGACGAUUGUGCCGAGGUGUACUGCCCAUCAGAUUACCACUGCAGCCGAACAAAAACCUGUAUUGUGUUCGAAAAUGUUUGCGACGGUAAAAUUGACUGUGAGCACGGCGACGAUGAAGUGGAAUGCGAUAACAAACGCUGUCCAAACAAUUGUUCCUGUUCGUACGUCGAAGGCGAAUUCCACGUCAUUUGUUCACAUGACUGGGGACCAGGAGAUGUACAAGACAUCGCGAAAAUCACAGUGGCACUCAAGCUCACCCGGCAAAGGAACCACAGUUCCAUUCAACUUGUACCGGGACUCUUCAAGGAAUUCAAGCUUCUUCGAUCUCUCUCUGUCGCUUAUAACAAGCUACAUGAGAUCCCACCAGGAACUUUCUACGGCUUGGGAAAUCUUACUUAUCUGAAUGUUUCCGGAAAUGAAAUGACCGAGAUAGUAGCGGACACAUUCAGUGAACUGCAGAAUCUCGAGGCACUGAUUAUAACGGAUGCACCAGAGUUGCGAAUUGCAGCAAAGAACGCAUUCGCUGGUCUCCCCAACUUGAAAACGUUGGUACUGGUUCGAGACGUAGCCGACGGUGACCCAUUAGAUGCGAAAUACGGAGCCUUUUCCUCUCUCCCUGCUUCUACAAAAGCUGUUGUUGAUGACUACCGACUUUGCUGCAAUCUCCUGAGAGAUAUUCCAGGCUUCCAGAUAGGCAACUGUCAUACCACACAGUCACAGCCCCCGCUCAACCUCUGCGGUUCACUUAUGCAGAACUACGGACUGCGCGUGUGCAUGUGGGUCCUUGGGAUUAGCGCCCUCUUUGGCAACUUUGUGGUAAUUGUUUGGAGGCUUCGUCACCAGGAAGGAAAUGAAGUCAAGAAGACUCACUCUUUGCUGAUAGCUAAUCUCGCCGUGUCUGAUUUCAUUAUGGGAGUGUACAUGUUGAUAAUAGCCGCUGCCGACAUCCACUACGGGGAGCGGUACUCCUCUCAAGCGGCGCAGUGGCGGACCAGCGCGCCGUGUAAGGCUGCCGGGGUGUUGUCCGUUCUGUCCAGUGAGGCCUCGGUGUUCUUCGUUACAAUGAUCAGUCUUGAUUGCCUCCUGGGAAUCGUGUUUCCCUUCGCCAGGAUGAAGCUCGGCGAGACGUCUGCCAUUAAGUUCAUCGCAGUGGGUUGGGUGACGGCUCUCUGCUUAAGCAUCGUACCGACUCUAGUCGUUGACUCCAACUCGGACGUCUACGGUCUUUCUGACGUCUGCAUCGGCCUGCCCCUGACCACCAAGGCGGACGGCGUCCAGCUGGAGCCCAGUGACGUCAACAAUCCGUUCGGGGACGCAGACGCCUUGCAGAUCGUCUCUUCGACCGGUCAGAAACCAGCCUGGAUCCUGUCCAUCGUCAUGUUUCUGGGCAUCAAUCUCUGCUGUUUCCUGGUCGUCCUUGUCUGUUACAUCGCCAUCUUCAUCAAGGCCAAGCGGUCUGCUAGCCAGAUCAGAAAGAACUCUAACCGGGACAGCGAGAUCAAAAUGGCCGUCAAGAUGGCGUUGAUCGUCGGUACGGACUUUGCUUGCUGGAUGCCUGUCAUCAUUCUCGGUAUUCUGUCUCAGACCGGGGCGGUGCAUGUCGGUGCUGAGGUCUACUCCUGGAUCGUAGUCCUGGUCCUUCCCAUCAACUCAUCUCUCAACCCUUACCUGUACACGAUCUAUUCGUCUGUCAUGGCCAAACGCAGCGUGCAGCCCAGUAACGUGAAGUCCGGUAAUAAAGUUUCGAAACCCCAAACUGGAUCAAUCGAAACCGUUAAUUCCUCCUUGUCAGAUAGCAAGCAUAUUUGAUUAACAUUUAUAGGCGCAAGCAGGUAUUGAAAAAAAAAUUCAAAUCUCCGAACGACGCCUGUCAAUAAAUUAGUUAAAUAGCAGCUAUGGUAACAUGCAUAUUAGAACUAAUUAAAACCAAAAAGCGAAAGCACAAGGCCUUCCAACAAAGCAAACGACCUGUAGAAAAGGGGAUACGAAAUGUGCUGCACGUGAGCGAACGCUUUGGAAUCACUGUUUUGUUGAAUGAUCAGAAAGUCAUGGGUGUUAAACGCAUCUAUACAUUUAAGCCUGCCGCACACGAUAGCUAGAGCAAAACGUGGCCGUUUGAUCAGAAUGUAGCGCAGGAAAUGUUACCGUAUGCAAUCAAUUUUGCUUAGUGUUCUGCCUCGCGAGGCCGUGAGGCAAAUAUCUGUCCUGUUGAUUAUAUUCGCCCUGCGAGGCCAACAACUAUCUUGUGCGGGCAGCGAAUGUUUUCUCCCAAUCGACACCCGCAUAUGGGUGUACGCUAUGGCGUGUUGGACUAAACUUUACUAAAAACAUGAGAAAAAAAUAA
Messenger RNA from Patiria miniata (bat star), 2451 nucleotides. Its product is annotated as G-protein coupled receptor GRL101-like. The transcript has 9 exons. Gene Ontology annotation, molecular function: protein binding; G protein-coupled receptor activity. Lineage: Eukaryota; Metazoa; Echinodermata; Asteroidea; Valvatida; Asterinidae. Bases 6 to 1916 code for a protein of 636 amino acids. Gene Ontology annotation, biological process: G protein-coupled receptor signaling pathway. Gene Ontology annotation, cellular component: membrane. The record is from RefSeq and is a predicted model, not a curated record.